UUUUAUGAGCAACCAUGUCGGAAACAUCUAAAAGCUCCACAAACAACGUCUCUCUCGUGUAUCUCUUAAUCAUUGUUUUUAAAUCAAAAUUUUUCUUAAGAGUGUUCUUCGUUUUUUCUUUGUAAUUUUCUUCCUUUCUUAUUGUAAUGGGCUGAUCAGAGAAAAGCCACUUUAUGUUAUUUGAUUUUCAUUAUUCUGUUUAUUUUUAUUUUAGCUGGACGGUGUGUCUGAAUAAUUCAAUGCCUUUCUCUUCUUCUCCUUUCUAAAUCUCUCUCCUCUCUCUCUAAACCGAAGAAGCCAUGGGCGACGAGCACUCUCUCAUCCCCAAGGAUAGUUUCGUCUUCAAGCUCCCUAAAAAAUCCCCACUUGUGUUGAGAAUGGUCGUUCUCAUGUUUGUAACGGUCUGCGCUGUCUACAUUUGCUCAAUCUGUCUUAAACAAAUCGGUGUCGUCCCAAGCGCUGGUUUCUUGAACGUCGAAGUGUUUGAGAAGCCUUGUCCUGAGCCCAACAUCGAACCAUGGGACAUACCAUAUGUGCAUUACCCUAAACCCAAGACAUACAACAGGGAGGAAUGCUCGUGCAAUCCUGUUAGAUAUUUUGCGAUUCUAUCGAUGCAGAGAUCUGGUAGCGGCUGGUUUGAGACUUUACUGAACAAUCAUACUAACAUAAGCUCCAACGGAGAGAUCUUUUCGGUUAAAGAUAGGAGGGCUAAUGUCUCCACCAUUUUCGAGACCUUGGACAAAGUAUAUAAUCUAGAUUGGUUGAGUAGUGCUUCUAAGAAUGAGUGCACUUCUGCCGUUGGUUUGAAGUGGAUGCUUAAUCAGGGUCUAAUGAAACACCAUGAAGAGAUAAUAGAAUACUUCAAAACCAGAGGCGUCUCUGCUAUUUUCCUCUUUAGAAGAAACCUCUUGCGCCGGAUGAUUUCGGUUCUUGCAAACUCUUACGAUAAAGAUGCUAAGCUAUUGAACGGUACUCACAAGUCCCACGUCCAUUCUCCUAAAGAGGCUGAGAUAUUGGCGCGCUAUAAACCGUUAAUUAACACAACCCUUUUGAUAUCGGAUCUGAAGCAAGUUCAAGAGAUGACUACAAAAGCACUUUCUUACUUCAAUACCACUCGCCAUAUUUUCCUCUAUUACGAAGAUGUUGUCAAGAACCGCACCAGACUAGAUGAUGUGCAAGAGUUUCUAAAGGUUCCAAAACUUAAUUUAAAGAGCAGGCAAGUGAAGAUUCAUCACGGUCCUUUGUCACAGCACGUACAGAACUGGGAAGAGGUUCAAAAGACAUUGAAAGGGACUGGUUUUGAAAACUUUAUACUAGAAGAUUACCGCAAGUGAAUUAAACACAGUAGGAGAGAGUGAUGUACAUAAACCUCUCUCAGGAUAAUGGUCAGACCAUCAACUUGUAGGAAAGUUUUGCUAGUGCCACAAGCAGGUUUUGCAAAUCUUUUUAUCUUUUAGUUUUCUCUUUUAAUCAAGGUGGUAGAUUUUAAUUUGAUUCAUUCUUUUAUCAGGGAACUAAGAUUUAUAUUGUAAUCAGAAACGACGAUCUGGUUCAUCCUCUUAAUUUGCUUCUAAUGAUUAGAUCAGUUUGUCACCAAAUAUGGUUUGUUAUGUAAACUUGAGGCAAACGGGAUCGAAAGCUCUUGCU
This is a messenger RNA of Brassica oleracea var. oleracea, 1647 nucleotides long. RefSeq lists its product as uncharacterized. NCBI's taxonomy places the organism in Eukaryota, Viridiplantae, Streptophyta, Magnoliopsida, Brassicales, Brassicaceae. The record is from RefSeq and is a predicted model, not a curated record. The transcript is spliced from 6 exons. Bases 300 to 1334 code for a protein of 344 amino acids.